Molecule: messenger RNA, 2979 nt
Organism: Amaranthus tricolor (Joseph's coat)
Lineage: Eukaryota; Viridiplantae; Streptophyta; Magnoliopsida; Caryophyllales; Amaranthaceae
Product: alpha-L-fucosidase 2
Exons: 3
Coding region: 189-2741 (850 amino acids)
Biological process (GO): carbohydrate metabolic process
Molecular function (GO): alpha-L-fucosidase activity
Source: RefSeq, a predicted model, not a curated record
ACUCACAGCACACAGGCACCAACUAGAUGGAGUAGAUUGCUACAGUAGCAAUAAGUAGAGGCCAGAAAGGCAGAGGACCAUGCUCUGUCGGUUUCUUAUCAUCAAUAAAUACACUAAAAUUCAAUAAAUUCACUUAAUAACCAAGACCCACUUCUCCCUUUUUCUGAAUUUCACAUUAUCCAAUCCAAAUGGACCCUCCUCUUUUCCACUACUUUCUUCUUCUUGUUUCUCUCUUUCUUUGUACUCUGAUUUCAGGAUGUUAUGCCACAUUGGAGGAAAAUGGCGAUUCGGAAUCAUCUGAAAGUCAUAAACAUAAUGUAUUAUGGAAACCAACAAGAAGAUUUAUGGUUCAAGAUUCAGAAAAGAGGCCUCUUAAUAUUGUUUUUAAAGAACCAGCUAGAAAUUGGACUGAUGCUCUUCCUAUUGGUAAUGGCCGUCUUGGUGCUAUGGUUCAUGGUGCUAUUCUUUCUGAGAUUAUUAAUCUCAAUGAGGACACACUUUGGACGGGCAUUCCCGGAAACUAUACAGAUCCAAAAGCUUCAGAGGCAUUGGCAACUGUUAGAAAGCUCGUUGACAGUGGAAACUAUUCUGAAGCAACCGUUGUCGCAGACAAGGAGCUUUCUGGUGAAGCAUCCGAUGUUUACCAGCUUUUAGGUGAUCUCAUACUGGAAUUUGAUGACCACAAUGACACUCAUACAGAGCAAACUUACCAUAGGAUGCUGGAUUUGGAUACUGCAACUGUUAAUGUAAAAUACUCUGUUGGUGAUGUAACAUUCACAAGGGAACACUUUGCAUCAAAUCCAGAUCAAGUCAUUGUGACAAAGAUCUCAUCCACCCAAAAAGGAUCACUCUCUUUCACAGUCUAUUUAGAUAGCAAAAUGCAUCAUCAUUCCUACAUCGAUGACAAAAACCAGAUUAUAAUGGAAGGAAGCUGCCGUGGUGAAAGAAUACCGCCUAAAAUUUUUGAUGUUGAUGACAAUCCUAAGGGAAUUCAGUUCUCUUUGAUUCUCAAUCUACAAAUUAGUGGUGAUAGUGGGGUUGUGCAUAAUGUUGAGGACCACAAAUUGAAAGUUCAAAAUGCUGAUUUUGCAAUCGUUCGUUUGGUGGCUUCAUCAUCAUUUGAUGGACCAUUCACCAAGCCUUCAGAUUCCGAAAAAAAUCCAACUUCAGACGCUCUCACUAUGAUGAACUCAAUUAGUAGUCUCUCAUACUCGACUCUUUAUUCCCGUCACUUGGAUGACUAUCAGAAACUCUUUCGUCGUGUUUCACUUGAGCUGUCUAAAACAAGCAAGACUGAUAGUAAAAACGAUCAAAUAGUUAGUACAGCAGAGAGGAUACGUUCAUUCCAAACAGAUGAAGAUCCGUCUUUGGUGGAGCUAUUGUUUCAGUAUGGUCGAUACUUGUUGAUUUCAAGUUCUCGGUCAGGUACUCAGCCUGCAAAUCUACAAGGAAUAUGGAAUAAGGAUAUUGAACCACCUUGGGAUUGUGCUCCUCAUACGAAUGUCAACCUUCAAAUGAACUAUUGGCCUUCUCUACCUUGUAACCUUCACGAGUUGCAAGAACCGUUGUUUAAUUAUAUGGCAUCCCUUGCCAUCAAUGGAAUGAAAACCGCAAACGUAAACUACAAAGCUGGUGGUUGGGUGGUGCACCAAGUAUCGGAUAUAUGGGCAAAGACAUCACCUGAUAGAGGCCAAGCAGUUUGGGCCAUGUGGCCAAUGGGUGGAGCUUGGCUUUCUACUCACUUAUGGGAACACUACACUUAUACAAUGGACAAGAACUUCCUACAAACCAAAGCAUACCCAUUACUCGAAGGAACAGCAUCGUUUUUAUUAGACUGGUGGAUCGAAGGAAAAGAUGGGUACCUAGAAACUAACCCUUCAACUUCUCCCGAGCAUACAUUUACAGCCCCGAACGGAAAGCCUGCGAGUGUGAGCUAUUCGUCAACCAUGGAUGUGGCAAUAACUAAGGAAGUAUUUUCGAUAAUUGUUUCUGCAGCUGAGGUAUUGGGAAAAACUGAAGAUGUUCUAGUCAGAAAAGUUCAGAAGGCUCAGGCUAGACUACCAUCAUACAAAAUAGCUCGGGAUGGCUCACUUAUGGAGUGGGCUCGAGAUUUUGAGGAUCCUGAACCACAUCAUAGACAUGUAUCUCACUUAUUUGGGAUAUAUCCCGGGCAUACAAUUACUCCUGAGGAAAAUCCAGAUCUUUGUCAUGCUGCAAAUUAUAGCCUUUAUAAACGAACCGAAGAUGGCCCUGGGUGGUCUACUGUGUGGAAAGCUGCGCUGUGGGCAAACCUGCGUAACAGCGAGCAUGCAUAUCGAAUGGUGAAGCAUAUAUUCAACUUGGUGGACCCUGAUCGUGAGGGAAGCUUCGAAGGAGGGCUUUACAGUAAUCUGUUCUCGGCACAUCCUCCUUUUCAGAUAGAUGCAAACUUCGGCUUUUCUGCAGCAAUAGCAGAGAUGCUUGUUCAAAGCACUAUAAAAGAUCUGUACUUGCUACCGGCUUUUCCAAAGGAUAAAUGGCCAAAUGGUUGUGUGAAAGGACUGAAAGCUCGAGGUGGUUUGACAGUCAAUAUUUGUUGGAGCGAAGGAGAAUUACGAGAAGUUGGGCUUUGGACAAACAACUCUAAUUCUGUCAAGAAAAUACACUAUAGGGAUACUAGUGUUAUGGUACAAAUAUCAUCUGGUAAAGCCUACACAUAUGACAGGCAAUUGAAGUGCAUAAACAUAGAUUCACUUCAAUAGAUUUUUAUUCUUUCAGUCUUACACAAAUAGAUGCAGCCAUGCAGGUAAGAAAUUCUUGCAUUUAAUGCAGAACUGGUUUUUGUGUUCAUUCUUUAAAAGAAAAUAAGUUCCUCAAAGCUAAUGUUUCUUUCUUCCUAAUUUGACUAGAAUACAAUUGCGGUAUGUUGAUGGAGAAAAUUUAAUGUUUUCAACCCCUAUCUUGAAAGCAAUGAUAAUUAUUUGUGGAUUAUUAACAACA